AUGCUAUUUCUUUCUAUUCUCCCCCUUCUAGCCUUUGGGCUAGUCUGCUUUGCGCAUCCACUUGAAAAGCGACAGUCAACCUCAACCGAUUCCUUCAAGCUGUAUGCCUAUGGCACUGGCAUUAGCGGACUGCCCGUCUUCUACAGGAAUGGUACUGCCCAAGUUGCAGAUGUGUCCAAAGUAGACACAACCACAAUGGCCGCAAUGACCCCAAUCAACUUCACCGCCGCCACUGACAACACCUGGGUUGCACACCCCAUUUCCAGCUCCAGUGCCACGGCGGACUUCACCACCCUCUCUACCGAUACCAACAUGCUGUGUCUAGACCAAGGCGAUACAGCGGACUCCAACCCAGUUGGAUUCACUGGUGCAUCCGCGGCGGACCAGUCGACCACAACCAAGCUCAGUAAUGUGUGGUCCACAUAUGGGGGCUACGUCCUAGUCACCGUGAGCGGGGCCAACUUCUACGCGAGACAGGCUGACACAGACGGCGUGUACUCUCUGCUUUGGAGUAGCUCGGCUGAGGCGAUGACUGAUACUAUACCGCUUGUGCUGCGGACUACUGAGCCCGCGACGGUAUCUGUAUUGACUUAG
Messenger RNA from Penicillium roqueforti, 594 nucleotides. RefSeq lists its product as uncharacterized. The coding region runs from base 1 to 594 and encodes 197 amino acids. The record is from RefSeq and is a predicted model, not a curated record. The transcript has 3 exons. NCBI's taxonomy places the organism in Eukaryota, Fungi, Ascomycota, Eurotiomycetes, Eurotiales, Aspergillaceae.